GUGGUGUAUAAGAACAAUGACAUCCGUCUCGAGUUGUCCCGCCUGGCUCGAAUUGUGGACCCUAAGAUGAAAAUUCAGGGCGAGGUGUCAUACAAGUGUGAGAAUGUGGCCACCCUGGACCCCAUUUCUUUCGAGACUCCCGAGGCCUACAUCAGCCUCCCCAAGUGGAACACUAAGCGGAUGGGAUCCAUCUCUUUCGAUUUCCGCACGACCGAGCCCAACGGCCUUAUCCUUUUCACCCAUGGCAAACCCCAGGAGCGAAAAGACGCUGCCCGCAGUCAGAAGAACACCAAGGUGGAUUUCUUUGCAGUGGAGCUGCUGGAUGGCAGCCUGUACCUGCUGUUGGAUAUGGGCUCAGGGACUAUCAAGGUGAAGUCCACCCAGACAAAGGUCAAUGAUGGUGCCUGGUAUCACGUGGACAUCCAGAGAGAUGGACGCUCGGGCACCAUCUCUGUAAACAGCAGGAGGACCCCGUUCACUGCCAGUGGUGAGAGUGAAAUUCUGGACCUGGAAGGCGACAUGUACUUGGGGGGGCUUCCCAACGACCGCACCAACCUCAUCCUGCCCACCGAGCUCUGGACAGCGAUGCUCAACUACGGCUAUGUGGGCUGUAUCCGUGACCUUUUCAUUGAUGGUCGAAGCAAGGACAUCCGUCAGAUUGCUGAGGCACAAAAUGGCGCUGGCAUCAAACCCUCGUGCAACAAGCAGCCUGGCAAGCAGUGUGAGAGCUACCCAUGCAAGAACCGAGGUGUCUGCAAAGAAGGCUGGAAUCGUUUCAUCUGCGACUGCACUGGCACUGGUUACUGGUCACGCACCUGUGAGAGAGAGGCUUCCAUCCUCUCUUAUGACGGCAGCAUGUACAUGAAGGUGGUGAUGCCGACCAUCAUGCACACGGAGGCCGAGGACGUCUCCCUGCGCUUCCGUUCCCAGCGGGCCUAUGGCCUCCUCAUGGCCACCACCUCCCGAGACUCAGCCGACACGCUUAGGCUGGAGUUGGACGGGGGUCGUGUCAAACUCACGGUCAACCUAGACUGUAUCAGGAUAAACUGUAACUCCAGCAAGGGACCGGAGACCCUGUAUGCCGGGCAAAAGCUCAAUGAUAAUGAAUGGCAUACAGUGCGUGUGGUGCGUCGCGGCAAAACCUACAAGCUAACGGUUGACGAUGAUGUAGCAGAAGGACAAAUGGUGGGUGACCACACUCGUCUGGAGUUUCACAACAUCGAAACCGGCAUCAUGACAGAGCGUCGGUUUGUUUCCAGCAUCCCGUCCAGCUUCAUUGGUCAUCUGCAGAGCCUUAGAUUUAACGGCAUGCUCUACAUCGACCUAUGCAAGAAUGGUGACAUUGAUUAUUGCGAACUCAAUGCCCGCUUUGGGAUUCGUUCCAUUAUUGCCGACCCCGUCACCUUCAAAUCCAAGAGUAGCUAUCUGAGCCUGGCCACCCUACAGGCCUACACAUCCAUGCACCUCUUCUUCCAGUUCAAGACCACCUCCCCAGAUGGCUUCAUACUCUUCAACUCUGGAGAUGGCAAUGAUUUCAUCGCUGUAGAGCUGGUUAAAGGGUACGUCCACUAUGUGUUUGACCUUGGAAAUGGGCCCAACCUCAUCAAGGGCAAAAGUGAAAGGGCACUGAAUGACAACCAGUGGCACAAUGUGGCCAUCACCCGAGACAACAGCAACACCCACACACUGAAAGUAGACGCUAUAGCCACUAGUCAGAGUAUCAAUGGGGCCAAGAACCUGGACCUGAAAGGUGAUCUGUUCAUCGCAGGACUGGGUCCUGGCAUGUAUGGCAAUCUGCCUAAACUGGUGGCUUCCAGAGAAGGCUUCCAGGGCUGUUUGGCGUCGGUGGACCUCAACGGCCGCCUGCCAGAUCUCCUCAGUGACGCCUUGUUUCGCAGCGGACAGAUUGAACGUGGAUGCGAAGGUCCCAGCACCACAUGUCAGGAGGACUCCUGUGCCAACAUGGGCAUUUGUAUCCAGCAGUGGGAAAACUACACCUGCGACUGCUCCAUGACUUCCUACACUGGCACACAGUGCAAUGACCCUGGGACGACGUACAUCUUUGGCAAAGGAGGAGGCCUCAUCACAUUCAAGUGGCCAGCCAAUGAGAGGCCGAGCACCAGGACCGACAGGCUGACCGUCGGUUUCAGCACCUCCCUGAAAGAUGGCAUCCUGGUCAGGAUUGACAGCGCACCUGGUCUGGGUGACUAUCUCAUGCUGCACAUACAACAAGGCAAAAUCGGGGUGACAUUCAACAUUGGCACAGUGGAUAUCAGUGUGCAGGAGAGCAGUACCCCAGUGAAUGAUGGGAAGUAUCAUGUUGUCCGCUUCACCAGGAAUGGUGGCAACGCUACGCUGCAGGUGGACAACUGGUCAAUCAAUGAACACUUCCCAACAGGGAACAGCGACAUUGAACGCUAUCAAAUGGCCAAUAAGAAAAUUCCUUUCAAAUACGCCAGACCAGUAGAAGAGUGGCUACAAGAGAAAGGACGGCAGCUAACAAUUUUCAACACCCAAGCGACAGUCGCAAUCGGUGGUAGUGAUCGCGGCCGGCCCUUUCAGGGUCAACUGUCUGGCCUUUAUUACAAUGGGCUCAAGGUGUUGAACAUGGCUGCUGAGGGCAACCCUAACAUCAAGAUUAAUGGCAGUGUGAGGUUGGUAGGUGAUGUGCCCAGUGUGGCAGGCUCAGCCAGGACCACGGCCAUGCCUCCAGAGAUGUCCACUACCUUCAUUGAGACUACCACCAUGAUGUCCACCACUACCACACGGAAACACAGAUCCUCCUCAACUGUACAGCACACAGGAGAUGAAAUUGUGUCAUCUGCAGAGUGUUCAAGUGACGACGAGGACCUGGAGGAGUGUGAAACUAGCCAUGCAGGUGGGCUAGGAGCUGAGUUAGUCAUCCCAGUACUUGAGGAUCCAUUAGCGCACCCCUCUGUAGCUCCUCGUGCACCCUUCAUUCCCACUCCCUCAACCCACCACCCACUCCUCACCAUUAUUGAGACCACCAAAGAGUCCCUGUCCAAGGCCACUGAGGCGGGGGUACCUUGCUUGUCGGACCGAGGCAGCGAUGAUUGUGAUGAUGAUGGCUUGGUGAUAUCGGGGUAUGGCUCUGGGGAAGCGUUCAAGUCUAACCUGCCCCCUACUGAUGAUGAAGAUUUUUACACGACCUUCUCCUUGGUAACAGAUAAGACCUUGUCCACGUCAGGCUUUGAAGGUGGCUACAAAGCUCACGCGCCCAAGACUUUUAGACCUAACAAACCUUCAAUCUCCAGACGCGGUAGGGCUACCACUACCGCCAUACCACUAACCGCCGACCAGAGCCGCACCACCGCCACCUCUGCCUCCACCGCAACCCUCCACAAUGCUCCGGCCAAACAGCCGGCUGGCAAAACGAAUAACCGCGAGCUAAAACCCCAGCCCGACCUAGUGUUGCUUCCAUUGCCCACAUCCUUUGAGGUAGACAGCACCAAGCUGAGGGGCCCAUUAAUAACCUCCCCAAUGUUCCGUAAUAUACCCACAGCACUCCCCACAGAGCCGGGCGUCAGGCGAGUUCCAGGGCCCUCGGAAGUGGUCCGUGAAUCUAGCAGCACCACCGGGAUGGUCAUCGGAAUAGUGGCAGCCGCUGCCCUGUGCAUCCUCAUCCUUCUGUAUGCCAUGUAUAAGUACAGGAACAGGGAUGAAGGCUCCUACCAGGUGGACGAGAGCAGGAACUACAUAACCAACUCAGCUGUGCAGAGCAAUGGCGCUGUCAUGAAGGACAAACAGCAGAGCUUGAAAGGCAGCAACAAGAAACAGAAAAAUAAGGAUAAGGAGUAUUAUGUGUGACUGUGAGACUUUCGUGAACACGAGAGAGUGAAGAAAGAAAGCACUAAGAGAACAUUUACUUAUCAGUUUCCUUGUGAGGAGCUAUGACAAAUGAUGGUAUAACGUGGAACUUGAAUAAUCCUAUACUGUGCUGAGUAGUUGAACUGAUGAUAUGUACUGUAAUAUAAAGCACACUUACUAUUGUAAGCAUAACGACAAGGCUAAAUAGCAACUUUAGAGACCUAACUCUUCUAUCUGGUCAGAGACGUUAUCAGUAUAGAAAUAUUUCACAGCUACAUCAUUCUCCUAAGUGACUUUUAGAGCUAUGUGAUCCUUGGCAUUGAACAAAAUUUUUUUUGUAAAAUUGUUAAUUACAAAAGGCUCAUAAUCUUAUACAUUUUCAGCAUGUAAGCAACAUGUAGUGCUUUACAAGAGGGGGCUCAGGCACACCAUCAUUGUAAAACUAAAAAAGGACUCUUGUUAUAUCAGAAUAUGACAAAUUUUUAUGGUUUAUACAUAAUACAAGUGUGGUGUCUAACUUAUUUUUGCUUUAAGCAAAAGAAACAAAAAGACAAAAAGAACAGCAAGAAAAGAAAACUAUUUCUGUGUAUAAAAUGAUACCAAGUGAGCAAAUUGCCAUGGGCAGAUCUCAUAGAAUCUGUUGGCUCUGGCAUCUGAUUCACCACAGUUAUUCCUCAUUGUCUGACAGACGGAGUGACUCACUUUGUGGAAAGAAGUGGCCGUUUCUCUUGGUAAAAAGCAACUGAUUGUAAAAUGCAUGCCAUCCUAAUUCAGUACAGUAAAGUACAGUACAGUAAAAGUCCAGUAUACAGUGUUGAACUUGGACCAUGUUCUCUUUAAUGCCAAACAGUUCUUCAUCAUCAGAUCAGAACUUGCCCCUGUCCUCUCUUUUCGA
Morone saxatilis (striped sea-bass) is the source of this 4723-nucleotide messenger RNA. Its product is annotated as neurexin-3a. NCBI's taxonomy places the organism in Eukaryota, Metazoa, Chordata, Actinopteri, Moronidae. The record is from RefSeq and is a predicted model, not a curated record.